Messenger RNA from Stegodyphus dumicola, 891 nucleotides. It is a transcript of the gene PIG-S, whose product is annotated as phosphatidylinositol glycan anchor biosynthesis class S. The record is from RefSeq and is a predicted model, not a curated record. Gene Ontology annotation, cellular component: GPI-anchor transamidase complex. Gene Ontology annotation, biological process: attachment of GPI anchor to protein. NCBI's taxonomy places the organism in Eukaryota, Metazoa, Arthropoda, Arachnida, Araneae, Eresidae.
UACAAUAUUAUAAAUAAAAAAUUAAGAAUUCAUGUGAAGUAAUUUUUUAAAAAUAUUUUUAGAUAUACUUUAGUUUGUCAUUCACAAAAGAAAGUCUUAUGCUUUUGAGGGAAGGCUACUUAGAAGAAGGAUAUACUAAAGCCCAAGCUGCAUUUUUGGCUUCAGAUGAAGUAUUCUUUGAUCCUUCUCUAUUGGCACUGCUGUAUUUCCCAGAAGAUCAAAAGUACGCUAUUUAUAUUCCAUUAUUUCUACCUAUCAGCAUUCCUGUGAUAACAUCCAUGAGCCACCUAUGGAAAUUUUGGAGAAAUUCAAAAAUAAAAUCUGAUUAAGAUUUUCAUAAAUAUUUGAUAAUUUGUACUAGUACAUAUCAUUUACAACAAAAAAAUUUAAUGAAACAUUUUUGUUUUGGCUGUAGAUUUCAGAACCUAAGGAUUUGUGAGCAUAUUCAGUUUUUUGUCCCUUCUGAAAUAAAAUUCAUAUUCUUUUAUCUAUGCAUUAAAUCAACUUAUCUGUUUCUCAGCUUAUCUAUUCAAGUAAUAUUUUCAGUUCUUCUGAUGCACAUAUAAUUUAUAUGUAUAAAAAAUUGUUCUUUAUAGUAAAGAACGUAAUUUUUUUUCAUGGUUCAUAACCAACCACCUGCAUAUAAUUUACCAUCUUCUACCUGAAUUAAUCUCACAUUAAGCUUAGCCUGUCAAUAAUACAGUGUGAUUAUUUUAAGAUCUUGUGCAAUGCCAGUGAAUGAUCCAAAUGUUGCAAAUUUGGCAAGAAUACGGACUGCAUCUGUAAAAUGUAAAUACACUUCAGGAUAUGAAAAAUGUAUAUAUGAAAAGAAGAGUUGCUUGUCUUCUGCUACAUUCUCAGUGAGAAAUAAAUGCAAUGGCACUCUCUCAA